Cyanistes caeruleus (blue tit) is the source of this 866-nucleotide messenger RNA. The record is from RefSeq and is a predicted model, not a curated record. NCBI's taxonomy places the organism in Eukaryota, Metazoa, Chordata, Aves, Passeriformes, Paridae.
CACCCAAGAGACCCCCGUGACACCUGACGGGACCACCAUGGCCACCCAAGAGACCACUGUGGCCAUCCAAGAGACCACUGUGGCCACCCCAGUGACCACCACAAUACCUGAUGAGACCACCGUGGACACCCAAGAGACCACUGUGGACACCCAAGAGACCACUGUGGAUACCCAAGAGACCACUGUGGCCACCCCAGUGACCACCACAAUACCUGAUGGGACCACUGUGGCCACCCAAGAGACCACUGUGGCCACCCAAGAGACCACUGUGGAUACCCAAGAGACCACCAUGGAUACCCAAGAGACCACUGUGGCCACCCCAGUGACCACCACAAUACCUGAUGGGACCACCAUGGACACCCAAGAAACCCCCACGUCACCCACCACCACCCUGGAGCCCACCACGGUCACCCAGGUCACCCCACCGUCACCCACCACCACUCUGGAGCCCACCACGGAAACCUCCAGCACCCCGGAGACCUCCACCUCCACCCUGGUGACCACCACGGCAACGCCCACCAUCACUGUGGAGACCUCUACAAGCAGCCGGGUGACCCCUACGACAUCCGUGACCACCCUGGGGACCCUCACGGCAUCCACCAUCACCCAAGGGACCCCCACAACCACCUCGAGGACCUCCACGACCACCCUGAGGACCUCCACAACAACAUCCACCGCUCAAGGGACCACCACGACCACUCGGGUGACCCCCACGGCGCCCACCACCACCAAGGUGACCACCACGGGUCCUCCUCCAGGGCUGUGUGAGAACGGGGGGACCCCCGGUGGCACCGGCUGUCUCUGCACCCCGUCCUACGCCGGUCCCCGCUGCGAGUUCUCCACCGACACCAUCGAGACCAACCUGC